This is a messenger RNA of Daucus carota subsp. sativus, 744 nucleotides long. Its product is annotated as transcription initiation factor IIA subunit 2. Gene Ontology annotation, cellular component: transcription factor TFIIA complex. The transcript is spliced from 4 exons. Lineage: Eukaryota; Viridiplantae; Streptophyta; Magnoliopsida; Apiales; Apiaceae. The record is from RefSeq and is a predicted model, not a curated record. Gene Ontology annotation, molecular function: RNA polymerase II general transcription initiation factor activity; TBP-class protein binding. Gene Ontology annotation, biological process: transcription initiation at RNA polymerase II promoter; RNA polymerase II preinitiation complex assembly. Bases 136 to 456 code for a protein of 106 amino acids.
UUUCGCUCCAUCUUCCCUUAUCCAUCUCGCCAAUAUAUAAAGCACCGGCUACAAAACUAGGGUAUAAAAGCCCCAAUUUAUUCUCCCUCCUCUGGCUCCUCUCUCAUAUCUCGCUGAGCUCUCAACUAUUGACGAAUGGCGACUUUUGAGCUUUACAGGAGGUCAACAAUCGGUAUGUGUUUGACUGAAACAUUGGAUGAGAUGGUCGAUAAUGGAGUCCUUAGUCCCGAGCUUGCAAUUCAAGUCCUUGUUCAGUUUGAUAAGUCAAUGACCGAAGCUCUGGAAAGCCAAGUUAAGAGCAAAGUGUCUAUCAAGGGACACCUGCACACCUACAGGUUUUGCGACAAUGUCUGGACUUUCAUCCUACAAGAUGCAGUCUUCAAGAAUGAGGAUUCCCAAGAAACAGUUGGUCGGGUUAAGAUAGUGGCGUGCGACUCGAAGCUUCUCACACAAUGAGUUGUCUUGGCUCAUCAGUGAGGCUCUAGGCCGGGCUGUACUGUCUACCCACUGCUGGCCAGGGAGUAUAGAAGAGUGAGAGCUAAACUGUAGUGAAGAAUAUGAAUCUAUUAAAUCCAAGAAAGACUCAAGACAGACGUAUGUAUAACCAUCGACUUUAAACCUUCAGCAGUUUUAUAUAUUUAAGUUUCUAUUGUUACUAAUUUCUGUUUCAAUUGAUUUUAUAUGAUCAGCUCACAAUAGCUGAGAUAUUUUUCAUAAUUUUCAAGUUCAACAUUAUUCUUUGUA